This is a messenger RNA of Lathyrus oleraceus (garden pea), 1617 nucleotides long. RefSeq names its product protein ECERIFERUM 16. The coding region runs from base 224 to 1381 and encodes 385 amino acids. The record is from RefSeq and is a predicted model, not a curated record. Lineage: Eukaryota; Viridiplantae; Streptophyta; Magnoliopsida; Fabales; Fabaceae. The transcript has 5 exons.
AGGUGGAGUGAGUAUUGGGGAAGAAUAACCCUUUAAACAAAUACAUACGGUGAAAGCCCAGUUUUUGAAACUGAAAGCACAGCAAAACGACAGCGUUCGAACUCCCGCGGCAACCUUUAAAUUCUCGCCCUCUGUGUAACCUAACUCAGUUCAAUUCAAUUCCGAUAAAGCUUCAAGCUAUCACAAUCAAACAAAUCCCAAACACCUUUAUCGAAAUUCAUCAAUGGACGUAAAAUCUUUAGCAAAAUCAAAGCGAAAUCACACACGACAACACAACAAAAAGUAUCACGGAAAUCAGAAGCUCAAAGUUCAAUCACAAUCUUCGGUUUCUUCUUCAGUCCCAAACCAAAACGACGACACAAAAGAGCCAUUUGCAAAGCAACAAGUAGGUGAGAAGAAAACCAAUCGCUCUCGUUCUCAGGGCUCUUCUUUACUUCCCGGAAAUUGGGACCGAUAUGAAGAAGAGGAUUCGGAUUCUGUUCCUGAAAGUUCAAGCAAAACCCUAGAUGUUGUUGUCCCCAGAAGUAAGGGCGCUGAUUUUCGCCAUCUUGUUGCUGAGGCUCAGUCUCAUGCAGAUAAAACCCUCGACGACUUCAACGAACUUCUUCCUUGGGAGUUUGGUGUGGGAUUAAGCUCUAUACUUUCAGUUAGAGGAGAAGGCAUUGUAUCAUGGGAUGGAGAUGAUAAUUUUGUUGUACAGGAUAAGACUAUUGGAAAUCAGGAGAUGCAGGCAUCGUUGAUUUCCUUGAAUUUGCAUGCUAUUGCUCAAAAGCUUGCAAAAGUUGACUUAUCUAAGAGAUUAUUCAUUGAGCCUGACCUGUUGCCCUCUGAGUUGCGUGUGGAAGACUUGGCAGUAGGCAGCAAUGAAGAACCUGAACCCGACAAACAGGAAACUGCAGUAGACCAUGAACUAGCUAAGAGGGUGUCAAAAGAAUUAACCUUAGAUGAUUCUGCAGCAGAUCAGUUUACAUCAUCUAGUUCAUGUAGUAGCAGCCAUACUGCUUAUAUAUCUGCCUUGUCCGAUGACACUCUCACUCCUGUGAACAACGUAGGGAAACACACAACAUUUGAGGCAGCUGCUGAAUUAGAACUGGAUAUGCUUCUAGAUACGCUUGAUGAGUCCAAGUCCAAUGCUUCAUUUACUGCUCCAUUCGGAGUCUCUUCAAUUAAAGAACCAGUUUCAACCAGAAUUGCAUCAAUUACUGCUAGUCUAGAUGAUGCACUUGACGACUUGCUAGAGGAAACAUCCACUUUGAUGAAGCCAAAUGUUUUACCAAGGCCACAAGAAGAAAAGACUGUCAACCCCAGUAUGCCCUCUUCACCAUCCCAAAACAUGUCAAAAGUUGCAGAUGAUUUUGAUUCAUGGUUUGAUACACUUUGAUUAGUCAAGUGCCAUAAUUCUUGCUGAUGUAUAAUGUGAUGUGUUCAUUGCUGGUUUUGAGAGUGGCCUGGUGAAUGAAAAAUGGCUUUCGUUUUUACCUUCUACUCUGAAAUCUGAUCCAAUUUGGUAGAGGAUUAAAACAGAACGCACUUGCAACUCUAACCAUCGUGUACAGAAUUUAAUGCAUGAAACCCUUCAACUCUUUUGUCAAAUUUAUUUAUUCAUUGUUCAGUCUA